CUAUUUGGAGAUGGAUAGCUCAGCAUCGAAAACAUUUACCCAACAUUGAACUUUCGUGAAGAUCCAACAUACUUGCAUACAUCGCAUCCAAGGAUGACCUCUGUAGGGCCGCAGUCCUGGAGGCCUUAUACUCUUAGAUCAAGUGGACUGUACUCCUGUUACUAAACAGCUGACAAGGAGGGUAACAAGAUGCAGAAGCCGCCAAUGAGCAUCACGGGGCUGUGUCGCAGAUAGAAACCCGCCUGUCACGUUUUAACGGGGGUGGGGCUCUCCGUCUGUCUGUCCGUCUGUCAGAUAAUUUGACUUUGAAGGAGCGUUGCUGAGUUAAUCUCACAGACAUGAGCGGGAGAGUUGGAGACCUCAGCCCUAAACAGGCCGAAGCAUUAGAGCAGUUUCGAGCACGGGUACAAGAUAUUCUUCCUCAGCUUCCGGCUCAGCAUGACCACUUCCUGCUGCGCUGGCUUCGAGCCAGAAACUUCAACGUCCAGAAGUCUGAAGCGAUGCUUCGAAAGCAUUUGGAGUUCAGGAAACAGUUGAAAGUAGACGCGAUAAUCACUGACUGGCGAGCACCAGAGGUAAUAGAGAAGUAUCUGUCAGGAGGUAUGUGUGGCUACGACCGGGAGGGGAGCCCUGUCUGGUACGACGUUAUUGGACCUGUGGAUCCCAAAGGCCUCUUCCUGUCUGCCUCCAAGCAAGACUUCAUCAAGUCCAAGAUUAGAGACUGUGAGAUGCUUCAGAAGGAAUGUAACCUCCAGUCAGAGAGACUGGGCAGGAACAUCGAGUCCAUCACUAUGAUCUACGACGUUGAAGGUCUUGGACUGAAACACUUAUGGAAGCCUGCUAUAGAAACAUAUGGAGAGAUCCUUCAGAUGUUUGAAGACAAUUACCCAGAAGGCCUGAAGAGGCUGUUUGUUAUUAAAGCUCCCAAACUUUUUCCUGUGGCUUAUAACCUAGUCAAACACUUUCUGAGUGAGAUUACACGACAAAAGAUCUACAUCCUUGGGGCCAACUGGCAGGAGGUUUUACUGAAGCACAUCGAUGCAGAGGAGCUGCCGGUGAUAUACGGAGGCAAACUCACGGAUCCUGAUGGAGAUCCUCGCUGUCGGACCAGGAUAAACCAUGUUGGACCAGUUCCUUCGUCUUACUAUGUGCGGGACCAUGUUAAGGUGGAUUAUGAGCAGUGUAUGACUGUCAACCGAGGUUCGACUCAGCAGCUGGAUUAUGAGAUCUUGUUCCCGGGCUGCGUCCUCCGGUGGCAGUUUAGCAGCGAAGGAGCAGAUAUUGGUUUUGGGGUGUUUCUAAAGGCUAAAAAAGGUGAGUGGAAGAAGGCUGCUGAGAUGCACGAAGUCAUUCCUAGCGAGCGAUACAACUCUCACUUGGUGCCUGAGGACGGAUCAUUGACCUGUGAGCAACCAGGAGUUUAUGUGCUGAGAUUUGACAACACCUACAGCAUUUUCCAGGCCAAACGAAUCAGUUUUACCGUUGAGGUCCUGCUUCCUGACCACCUACAACCCUCACAGACCAAUGGGAAGUCUGGCAAACAUUUACAAGAGGAGAGCAACACCAAACUGUAACAACAAUGAUCAGUAAUGUGUAGCUUUUACUCAUAAGCACAGCCUGACAUACUUGAUGUGAACAGGAACAUGCUGCCAAUAAUUGUAAAUUAAUAACAUUAUAUCUGAACAAAUUACCCUUUAAUUAUCUCAGAUGGUCUUAUUUACAUUGUUUACAUUUAGAAACCUCACUCAUUCUGCACUUAAAAGCGGUACCUUAAUGUUUUUUAAUGUGUCAGUGGGACAUUUUACUUUAGUUUGUUUUGUGUAAUAUUCAGCCUAUUUGAAUAUUGGAUGUGGAUCAGGCAGUACCCAUGUAAGCUACAUCUGCAACAUUUAAAGCAGCAAGCUGAAAGAUUUUUUUUUGUUUAUUUAGUAAAAUAAUGUUUUUGUCCUGUUGUAAACUUUGUUUGUUAGAAUCUGCUGUUCUUCCAGUUGUCAUGUAGCAACACUAUCACACAUUACAUGUAAAAGCCUGUCUAUUCAUUUAUUUUUUAAAUGGUUAUUGGUUGAUUGUGGCUUACUUGAAGGCAGGUCUGUUUUUCCAAUGGUUUAUUAUCCACAAAUUUUUUCCAUGUGCAGACAGCAUUCCAUAAGUUAUUUUUACAUACAAAUAUCUUUUAAUUGUUUAGUCAUUUUUUCUUAUAAUAACUAUUCAUGCCAUUUUAGUUACAUUAAUGUUUAUGAAAUCUCUGCAAUAUUACAUAUUUAAAGUGAAUGAGAAUGAAUUAUGGUAAAUAGUGCUGAUCUCACCAAUUGAUGAAUGUAUAUGAUGACGCAGCAUAGUCACACUGGUGUUGUUUGAUCCGCUUCCAUGGAUAGUCCGGUCUGUUUUGAGUUGUGUAAAUGUGCAUUCAGACUCUGGUGCAGACUGAAGAAGUGAACUCUAGUCCACUUGAAAAUCAGAGGUUUGUGUCCACUUUCAACUGAACUCUGGUGUGGUGUGCUGACCGUGGGAAAGGACAAUUCAGUGGACCAAUAAGAAGAAGCGACAUGCUGCAACAAUUGGACAUCUUGCUGCUUCUCCUUCUACUCUAGCUGGACAGAUUCAUGUGAAAACUGCACUAUGUUUGAACACCAAAGUAAAAACUGAAAUCCCAAGACUUAAUAAAUGUAUUGUUCCUUCAUCUUUUCCUCUCGAUGACAAGUCGUUUUCAGUACUGGCCAAUCGAUGAGCUGGAUUUUCUUGUUGGUCGUUGGUCAUUUAGAGGAACACUGGCCCUUAGUGAGCAGUUGUAAUUAAUUAACAUGGUCGAGGUGGUCUGGAUAGCUUGAAUAAAGUGCAGUGUGAAAGCAACCAAGCCAAAGGAUGUACAAAAAUUCCUCGCCCAAUCGAACUAAGUCCCCCAGACUUUCCCAGUGUGAAUGCGCACAGAGUCUAAAUAAAAGGUUUUUCCACCUUAAUGCAUUUAGACCUGCUGCAAGUUCUGGGUAUACUUGUAUAUUUAUGUUAUGUAGAGCACACCUCUGUUCCUAAUGGGUUGAAAGAUGAAGGAAAAAAGUUAAGGAAAAGGAAAAAAGAUGGUUUCAGAUUUUAACACUGAUUCUGAGAGUUGUUCCAACCAAAUAAAGAAUUGUUUGGUCUUUCACUGACACUGCUUGACUUGAUUUUAGGAAGGGGUUGUUUGGCUUCCAAGGAUAAAGGACUUUUAGUCCUUUGGACUUGCUGAAGGUCUUUCUGAAUUUUUUUCUCUGGACUUUUGCUACUUUUUUGUUAUUAAACACUGACCUAUGAAUCUUUAAAGCAUUAAAAAAGAUCCUAACUCGGGGGAUAAGACGGUGCCCUGUCGAUGAUUGAGCGAAGAAGUGGCUUCCAGUUGGAUCUUUAGGCACUUUAACUAGCAUCCUGUCACAAAACACAUUAGAUCCCAUGUUUUUAGCUCCAUUUAUGAAAAAUGCUGAGACAACAGUUUUUUGGUUUGUUGUUGUUUUUUUGCCAGCAUGGUUUUUGUUUUCAUAAUUUUCAACAUGAAAUUGCAGUUUCCAUCAGGGCUUAAUAAAGUAUUUUCAUUAAUUUAUUUCAUGGUGUGCAGUGUGUCCUUAAAAAAUAAGUAAAUUUGGGCAAGUGGAAGGCAAAAUAGGUGACAGGCUAAAAGCAAACAAGCUAAAAAAAAAAACAACAAAAAAAGCUAUAUCAGAUGAAGAGGAUCUCAGAGUGAUGCCCUAAAGGAACAGGAA
Messenger RNA from Melanotaenia boesemani (Boeseman's rainbowfish), 3731 nucleotides. Its product is annotated as SEC14-like protein 2. Bases 339 to 1574 code for a protein of 411 amino acids. Gene Ontology annotation, cellular component: cytoplasm. The transcript is spliced from 13 exons. The record is from RefSeq and is a predicted model, not a curated record. Lineage: Eukaryota; Metazoa; Chordata; Actinopteri; Atheriniformes; Melanotaeniidae.